Molecule: messenger RNA, 855 nt
Organism: Humulus lupulus (European hop)
Lineage: Eukaryota; Viridiplantae; Streptophyta; Magnoliopsida; Rosales; Cannabaceae
Product: ribosome-inactivating protein gelonin-like
Exons: 4
Coding region: 1-855 (284 amino acids)
Biological process (GO): negative regulation of translation
Molecular function (GO): rRNA N-glycosylase activity
Source: RefSeq, a predicted model, not a curated record
AUGAAAUUUGAUUAUUGCCGGCGGAUUUUUUCCGCCGGUAAAGAUAGUAUUAUUACCGGCGGACUGACUCUGCCGCCGGUAUACCUGAUUUUUGUUGUAGUGUAUGUGGUGGCCUUUCAAGUAGAUGCUGAAGAAAAGCGUUGCUACUUCUUUGAAGAAUUUCCUUCAGAUUCCAAAGCCGACGUUUUCGAUCAAUGUCGUCAAAGGGUUGAUGCUGCUAAUGUCUCAGUUAGUUAUGGCAGCUUAGGAAACAGAGAAAAAACCCCGUUGGGAUUCGAGCCAUUAUCCAAUUGCCUCUAUAAGUUUAAUAAAUUUGAUGGCACAGGUGAUGAUAAAGAACUUCGUAAAGGUCUUCUAGUUGUCAUACAAAUGGUUGCGGAGGCUGCAAGAUUCAAAUAUAUUCAGAAAAAAAUGAGACCGGAACAGGAACCGCAAUCGGAACCGAUAAUGGACUAUGUCGACGGAUUUUUACCAGCAGGUGAUAUUAUCAGCCAUGAGAAUAAAUGGGAGGAUCUUUCCAAACAAAUCCAGCAGAGUAAAAAUGGACGGUUCAAUAGUCCAGUUCAAUUGCAAUACGCAAACUACAAGAAAUACGAUGUGAGCAAUGUUGCAGAAGUCUAUAUUGGCUUCUCACUAUCGAUGGUCACUGAUCUACGUUAUCAUCUUUAUGCACCGAGUGACUGGAGUUUGGAUAUUCUAAGAAGCAUAUUAAGUGAUGUUGCAACUAUGGGAACUGAUUCUACCUACUAUGAUUCUCCUGCUAGUACGAGCAUGGUGGGGGAUGCAUUGCUAUCACCUGCCAAAGGCGCCACUCUCCAAUUCUUCAAAGCUGCAAGUCCAAAAGCUUUGGUGUGA